Molecule: messenger RNA, 2025 nt
Organism: Aegilops tauschii subsp. strangulata
Lineage: Eukaryota; Viridiplantae; Streptophyta; Magnoliopsida; Poales; Poaceae
Source: RefSeq, a predicted model, not a curated record
AUGUCAAAAUUACGGGACUUGGAUCGGGAUCUGGCGCCCGAGGUCGCCGGAGUUGGAAGGGGCGCGGCGCUGGAGAGGCGGGACGGCGGGGGUCCGACGAGGGAGGACGGGGCGGAGCUCAUCGGCGGCGGGGUCGGGCGGCCACCGAAGGGAGUGCUCGUACGUCCCUCGUACAACGGCCGGACACGAAAAGGGCAACCCCCGCACGUCCCUGUGUUCGCGCGCCCGCGCACGUCCCCGUGUCUGCGCACUGGCUCCACGUCCCGCGCCGUCCGGCUUGCCGCCGCCGUCCCCUACGCGUCGGCUCCGCGGUUCGGCCCCGCUCUCAGCAGCGCCCCGGGCCUCCGCGCCCCCGCCACCUGCACCACGUCCGGCCCAGCUCCGCUCCAUCGCCCGGCCGCCUCGGCGGCUCCCGCGCCCUGCCCCGGUGAGCCGGACUCCGACUCGCGGCCCUGCUGCUCAUCCGCCCCGUCCAGCGAGCCCCGCCGGCUCGCGGCCCACGCCGGCUGCGCCACUCUUGGCCUCCCGGGCCGCCUGCCGGGUCGCCACGCGCGGUGCCAGCUCCGCCCAGCCUCCGCUCCGACCGCGCCUGGUCUUGCUCGUCGCCGGCCGGCUCCAUGCCUCCCGCGCGCUUGCCCCCGCACCCGCGCCGACCGCGUCGGCCCCGUGCCCGGCCAAGGGCCCGCUCCCGCCGGCGCCAGCGCUCCACCGCGCACGGCUCCGAGCCGGCUCCCACCCCACGCGCGCGCGGCGCCUCCUCCUCCUGCCGGCGUCCGCGCUCCCCUGCGCCUGACGGCUCCGUGCCGACUCUUCCCCGCCGUGGGCCGACUGCCCCGCGUUCUCCCACACCAUCGCUGCCGCGCCCGGCCUCCUCCCCGGCCGCAGCCGGCCGCCGUGGCCCUGGGCCGGCCUCCGCUCCUCGCCACCUCGGGUCGCGGCCGGGUGCCCCGCACCCGCCGCCGGUCCCCGCGCCCGUCGCCUGUACCACCCGCGCCCGCCUUCGGCCGCGCCUCCCCAGCGCCCGGCCUCCCCAGGCCGGCUCCGGGUCGCCGCCUCGCCCACAGCCGGCCCGCGCCUCCGCGUCGCUCGUCGCCUCGUGGCUGCCGGCUUCCCAGCUACGCCGACUCCGCCUUCGCUCCGUGCGCCCGGCCAGGGCCGGCUCCUGCGCCGCCCGCCGGAUCCCGCCCCCAACGUCGCCCUCGUCUGGCCGCCUCCUCGCUCGGCCGGCCGGCUCGCGCGCGCCCGUUGGCCGGGUUGCCGCUCCCAGCCGGCGUCCGCCUUCGCAGCCGGCCGUCCCUGCGGGCCGGCUCCGCUUACUCGCCGCCCCGCGCCUCCGGCUCCUCCCCACAGACGCCCCCGCGGCCGUCUCGUCACUCCACCCCCGCGCUGCUCGUACGUCCCUCGUACAAUGGCCGGACACGAAAAGGGCAACCCCCGCACGUCCCUGUGUUCGCGCGCCCGCGCACGUCCCCUUGUCUGCGCACUGGCUCCACGUCCCGCGCCGUCCGGCUUGCCGCCGCCGUCCCCUACGCGCCGGCUCCGCGGUUCGGCCCCGCUCUCAGCAGCGCCCCGGGCCUCCGCGCCCCCGCCACCUGCACCACGUCCGGCCCGGCUCCGCUCCAUCGCCCGGCCGCCUCGGCGGCUCCCGCGCCCUGCCCCGGCGAGCCGGCCUCCGACUCGCGGCCCUGCUGCUCAUCCGCCUCGUCCAGCGAGCCCCGCCUGCUCGCGGCCCGCGCCAGCUGCGCCACUCUUGGCCUCCCGGGCCGCCUGCCGGGUCGCCACGCGCGGUGCCAGCUCCGCCCAGCCUCCGCUCCGACUGCGCCUGGUCUUGCUCGUCGACGACGGCUCCAUGCCUCCCGCGUGCUUGCCCCAGCACUCGCGCCGACCGCGUCGGCCCUGUGCCCGGCCAAGGGCCCGCUCCCGCCGGCGCCAGCGCUCCACCGCGCACGGCUCCGAGCCGGCUCCCACACCACGCGCGCGCGGCGCCUCCUCCUCUUGCCGGCGUCCGCGCUCCCCUGCACCUGA